This is a messenger RNA of Ostreobium quekettii, 495 nucleotides long. The record is from the annotation of a GenBank genome assembly. NCBI's taxonomy places the organism in Eukaryota, Viridiplantae, Chlorophyta, Ulvophyceae, Bryopsidales, Ostreobiaceae.
AUGAAUCCCAACGGCGCCAGUGUUAUCUUGCCCACGGGUGGCAACGGAGGCUUAAGGCCCGUUCGUGAGCCAAGACCUGGGGGUAUCUUCUCUGGAUUCGACGGCGCUUCCCGCCCUCUCCUCCGCAUGGCUGGCCUCACGGCGGAGGGCACGGACUUCGCCCUCAGAGUGUUGCCGCCAAGAAACGAAUAUUCCGGGGGUUGUGGUAGGCAGGGUGUGGCAAAUUUGCAUUCUCUGUGGACAGCGCGAGUGUCAUCAGGGCUGUACCAGUCGCCGAUGCUCAUGCCCUGGUGGAUCUCAGUUUCAGGAGCCUUGCCAAGAAACUGCCCCACAUACGGCAGUCGCGCUAUUGCCUUGCAUACAAGGAGCACUGGGGCGGCGCGAGAUGCUGCCGGCGCGCAGGUGAGUGCCGUGACUGUGCACGGUAUUCAGUUCGUAGUGGCACAUGGGCGCCGAGUGUUGCGUCGAGGCAGGGCAACAUGCAGGCUGGCAUGA